Messenger RNA from Microplitis demolitor, 1153 nucleotides. RefSeq names its product ras-related protein Rab-18-B (gene Rab18). Gene Ontology annotation, molecular function: GTP binding; GTPase activity. NCBI's taxonomy places the organism in Eukaryota, Metazoa, Arthropoda, Insecta, Hymenoptera, Braconidae. The transcript is spliced from 6 exons. The record is from RefSeq and is a predicted model, not a curated record. The coding region runs from base 400 to 1062 and encodes 220 amino acids.
UACAGUAUAUGUAUUUUAUUAAAUAAUUAAAUAUUAAAAAUACAACAAUGAGCAAAACAAUUAGACACGUCUAUGCAUUUUAUCUUGAGUAAUUAAAAAAUGAUUGAUUGCUUGUAAAUUCAUUCUAUUCAAAAAGGUUAUAGUGAAGAUUUACGUCUUGGACAUUGACAUCUGUUGGAUGACAAUUAUAAAUAUAUGGAAUUUGUUUUAUUGACAAAGAAAUAGGGUCGAUAUAUUUUAAAUUACAAUUAUAAGUAAUUAAAAUAAACAAGGGGACUCCAAAAUAUGAUAACGGGACAUUUUAUUUUGUAACGUUGUUUACGAGAUUUUACGUCAUUUUGGAGCUGGUAUACGUGGUCUGUCUAAGUAAUUAAUGAGAUUUAUUUAUUAUCGUUAUCAAUGACAAUGGAUCAAGAAGUUUUAACGACUCUUAAAUUGCUUAUGAUAGGAGAAUCGAACGUCGGAAAGUCAAGUAUUCUAUUGAGGUUUACUGAAGAUGAGUUCAAUGAAAAUAUGCAGAAUACCGUGGGCAUGGAUUAUAAAACAAAGCAAAUGUCUAUUGAUGGCAAUGUUGUGAAGCUUGCAAUCUGGGAUACUGCAGGACAAGAAAGAUUCCGUACACUGACACCGAGUUAUUACCGUGAUGGUCAAGGUGCUAUACUGAUGUAUGACGUUACCGAUCGUAAUACAUUUAUCAAAUUGGAAACGUGGUUAGAUGAAUUAAACACUUACUGUAAUAAACUUGAUAUUGUUAAAAUGGUUGUUGGUAAUAAGAUAGAUUUGCCAGACAGGCAAGUUACAACGGAGGACGGUCUAAAAUUUGCUCGGAGACAUCAGACACUUUAUAUUGAAAGCAGUGCUAAAACUGCUGACGGUGUGAAAUGUUGUUUUGAGGAAUUGGUUCAAAAGAUAUUACAGACACCUGGUCUAUGGGAGCACAAUAAUCCAUCACGAAUUCAAAAUAUUCCUGGUGGUGGUCCUCGUCAGCGGUUGGGAAAACGUGGAAUGCUGUUGACUGAUGAUUCACAGACCCAAGAUCCUUAUUCUAAUUGUUAUUGUUAGUGUUAUUAAGCGUGCACAUUUAUACACAACUUGAUUGAAUAUUUUAAUAUUUAUUAUUAUUUGUAAAUAAAUAAAAAAAUAAAAAUUUUAA